AUGCAGCGGAACCGCAACAUAGUCGAACUGCUUGACCGUGGACUCUACAGGGAAGCCAUCUCCCUGCACUCUCUGCUCCACUCCGCCGGGCUUCCCUUCAACGGGUUCACUUUCCCUCCUCUUUUCAAAGCAUGCGCCAGCUUCGAUUCCCCUCUCCAGGGCCAAAUCCUUCACGCCCAGCUCCUCAAAUCCGGCUUGCACCUCCACACCCACUCGGCCACUGCCCUCACCAACAUGUACAUGAAGCUACUUUUGCCGCAUGACGCAGUCAAAGUGUUCGCUGAAAUGCCUCACCCAAACUUGCCCUCGCUCAAUGCUGCCAUCUCGGGAUCGGCGAGCAUCGGUCUUUGCAAGGAGGCUUUUGCAUUGUUUCGAGAGGUGGGUUUUGCUGGGUUCAGGCCCAAUUCAGUUACCGUGGCGAGUGUUCUGACUGCUUGCUACAGUCCGGAGCUGUGCCGCCAGGUGCAUAGCUGGGCGGUCAAGCUGGGCGUGGGCGGUGAUGUUUAUGUCGGGACGGCGUUGGUGACGGCGUAUAGCGGAUGUGGGGAGAUCAUCGUGGCUAGUAAAUUGUUUGGAGAGAUGCCGAACAAGAAUGUGGUGAGCUUUAACGCUUUUGUCUCUGGGCUUCUGGAUAAUGGGAUGCCCAGUUCGGUGUUGAACGUUUUUAAGGAUAUGAGGGAGAGCUCAAGUGAGAGGCCGAAUUCAGUUAUUCUGAUCUCCGUGCUUUCUGCCUGUUCUAGUCUUUUGUAUCUUCAGUUUGGGAAGCAAGUCCAUGGAUUCAUGGUGAAGACAAUGGAGACACUAGAUACUAAAGUGUGGACAACUCUUGUUGACAUGUAUUGCAAAUGUAGGUCUUGGAGGUGGGCAUAUGAUGUCUUUUGCGAACUAGAUAAUAGAACUAGGAACUUGGUCACGUGGAACUCGAUGAUUUCUGGUCUAAUGUUAAAUGGUCAAAGUGACACCGCUGCUAAAUUGUUUGGACUAUUAGAAUCCGAAGGGUUGGAACCCGAUUCAGUAACAUGGAACUCGAUGAUCAGUGGGUUUGCACAGUUGGAUAAGGCCAGUGAAGCUGUUCACUUCUUCAGAAAGAUGCAAGCUUCUGGCACCAUCCCCAGUUUGAAGUCUGUUACAAGUCUACUGCGAGCUUGUGCAUCUCUCUCCUCCAUGCAGCAUGGGAAAGAGGUCCACGGGCAUGCUAUAAGAACUGAUAUUCAAAAUGAUGAAUUUCUGGCAACAGCAUUGAUUGACUUGUAUAUGAAAUGCGGCAGUGUUUCUUGGGCAAGGAAGAUCUUUGACGGAUUUUACCUGAAGCCUAGUGAUCCAGCAUUUUGGAAUGUCAUGAUAUCAGGGUAUGGAGCAAACGGGGAGAGUGAAUCAGGAUUCAAGAUUUUUUAUCAGAUGCUCAAGGAGAAGAUGAAGCCAAAUUCGGGUACUUUUACUGCUAUUUUGUCACUGUGCAGUCACACUGGUCAAGUUGACAAAGGAUGGCAGGUUUUCAAGAGCAUGACUAAUGAAUAUGGCUUGAUUCCCAAGCCAGAGCAUUUUGGUUGCAUGAUUGACCUUCUGGGUCGAAAUGGGAGGUUGGAUGAAGCUCGGAAGCUAAUGGAGAUUGUACCAGAGCAAUCCACUUCAGUCUUUGCCUCGUUGCUUGGUGCUUGUAGGCAUCACUUGCAUUCCGACUUGGGAGAACAAGUGGCUAUGAAGCUGAUAGAGUUGGACCCAUCUGAUCCAACUCCUUUUGUGAUGCUUUCAAAUAUAUAUGCUGCUGGUGGAAGAUGGACAGAUGCAGAGAGAAUCAGAAUGAUGAUAAAUGACAGAAGACUGAAAAAACUUCCUGGAUAUAGUUUGAUGGGAGUCGCAUAA
Molecule: messenger RNA, 1863 nt
Organism: Linum tenue
Lineage: Eukaryota; Viridiplantae; Streptophyta; Magnoliopsida; Malpighiales; Linaceae
Source: the annotation of a GenBank genome assembly